Messenger RNA from Fusarium poae, 510 nucleotides. RefSeq lists its product as uncharacterized. The record is from RefSeq and is a predicted model, not a curated record. The transcript has 2 exons. Lineage: Eukaryota; Fungi; Ascomycota; Sordariomycetes; Hypocreales; Nectriaceae. Bases 1 to 510 code for a protein of 169 amino acids.
AUGUCUUGCUCUGCGAGCCACAUACAGCAACGCAAGUGGCUGUUGUAUUGCCAGUCCACCCUAUACAACACAUUGCCCAAAACCACUGAUAUCGAAUAUGAUGAGUAUAAAGCCUCUCUUUACCCUGUGCAUUUCAAUGACUUGCUUCACAUCUAUAAGCAAGCAUCCCCUUCAUCACCAUACCCUCUACCAUGCCUGACGUACACGACACUCAAGUCUCGCAAAGACAAGACCUUGUACAACAACACACUUCACUGUCACCACAGAUGGAGAGAUGGCUACAGGAGAGCAAGAGGGAAAUGCCUUGGCAUCUCCCUGAUUCGAUUGCAGUAUCUAGCACGCAGACGCAGAUCACUCCCAACACCAACGCCUACACUUCCUCUCAAAACCCUGCUACUCAGGGGAGUGCCAAGUAGACUUGCUGCCCCAGAAGUCUUUGAGUCAAACAUUGCUGUCUCUGAGCGGAUAGCCGUCAUCCAACCACCGGUAGUCAUCGUGAGUCGGUCUUGA